Molecule: messenger RNA, 24301 nt
Organism: Loxodonta africana (African savanna elephant)
Lineage: Eukaryota; Metazoa; Chordata; Mammalia; Proboscidea; Elephantidae
Gene: FBXW7
Product: F-box and WD repeat domain containing 7
Exons: 5
Coding region: 17639-18418 (259 amino acids)
Molecular function (GO): protein binding
Source: RefSeq, a predicted model, not a curated record
UGCUGAGUCAUGGAAUGUGUUUAAAUUUUUGGUUUGUAAUAAUGCAUUUUGAGAACUCUUAUCUGGGAAUACAUAGUUCCCAAAGAACUUACUGGAUGCACUACCUCACAUUUAAGGCUCAUUCCCCAGCUAUUUGGCUUCAUAGAAUUUUUUUUUUUUCCAACACAGGGCCCUACUGGAGGGCAGCAAAUACUUUUAGUGGGAAAAGUAGGGUCCCAAAAAACCCAAAAGGUGGAAAAAGUGGGUGGGAUAACGUAUGUCCCAAUGGUCAUGAAAAGGGUUGUGGUUAAGUUUUGAUGAGGCUGCACAGUGUAAUAAUAGGUUUCAAUCUUUUCUAAGCUGUGUGUUUGCUCUUAAUGUACAGUAUACCGUAGGUCCCUGUCACAGACUGUAACUUCAAUCUUCAGUCUCUGGAGGGUUGGAAAAAAGGAAAAAUGUGGAGCAUUAUUUGAAAGACAUAGAAACUAUCAGUUCUUGGAUAUUUGAGCUUUUGACUAAUCAAGGCAUUAGAACCCCAUGAACUUAGAUUACUUAGAUUAUUGUUUUGGCCCAACAGAAUCCAUUUAUACUGCCUGUUAAUUUAUCUUGAUGUUAUUUUGAAUAUAUCUGUAAAUUGUCUUUACCAGUGGUUCUCAAAGUGUGGUUCCCUACCUCUAGUAGCAUUAGCUUUACUUUGGAACUGGUGAGAAAUGCAAACUUCUCAGGACCCAUCCAGACAAAGCAGUCUGUUUUAACAAGUCCUCUAGGUGAUUCUGAUGCAUGUGAAAGUUUAUGAAGCAUUGCUACAUGCAUUUCCUAUAAAAUGCUUCGGAUUGUUUGGAGAUAGGGAAUAGGAGUGCUCAGUUACUUUACCUGUUUUACCUAGUGGUAUUGAGAUAUUUUAAAGAAACAUAUUGUAAAAUAAAGUAAUAAAAUUUUACUAAUUUUUAUAGCAUGCUGAUUGACACACAGUAGUUUAUUUAGUGUUAGUUGAUUCUGAAUUUGGAAAAAGUUGACAUAUUAGGCUAUUUGUCAAACAAUUCCUGGUAGAUUUGCUUUAUCUGUAUUUAGUUGUUGCUUAAGAAAUGAGCUUUUUUGAAAGAUACCAUGGAUUGUUGUGAUUCAACUCAGAAAAUAUCCUAUCAAGUAUCGUAUCUUUGUAUUUUGGGACAUUUUUAAUAAAAAAAUUAUUGUGGUAAAAUCUGUUAACAAAAUUUGCCCUUUUAACUUUUAAAAAAAAUUUAUUGCAUUUUAAGUGAAAGUUUACAAGUCAAGUCAGUCUCUCCUACAAAAAUUUUUAUACACCUUGCUGUACUCCUAGUUGCUCUCUCUCUGAUGAGACAGCACAGUCCUUCUCUCCACUCUCUAAUUUCAUGUCCAUUCGGCCAGCUUCGGACCCCUUCUGCCCUCUCAUCUCCUCUCCAGACAGGAGCUGCCCACAUAGUCUCAUGUGUCUGCUUGAUCCAAGAAGCUCACGCCUCACCAGUAUUAUUUUCUAUCCCAUCGUCCAGUCCAAUCCCUGUCUGAACAGUUGGCUUUGGGAAUGGUUCCUGCCUUGGGCUAACAGAAGGCCUGGGGGCCAUGACCACUGGAGUCCUUCUAGUCUCAGUAAGACCAUUAAGUCUGGUCUUUUUAUGAGAAUUUGAGGUCUGUCUCCCACUGCUCUCCUGCUCCCUCAGGGGUUGGUUCCCUGUUGUGUUCCCUGUCAGGGCAGUCAUUGUUUGUAGCCGGGCACCAUCUAGUUCUUCUGGUCUCAGGCUGAUGUAGUCUCUGGUUUACAUGGCCCUUUCUGUCUCUUGGGCUUAUAAUUACCUUGUGUCUUUGGUGUUCUUCAUUCUCCUUUGCUCCUUUUUUUUUUUCCCUUUGGUGUUCUUCAUUCUCCCUUGCUGAUGCAUCUUAGAUGGCCACUUGCUAGUGUUUAAGACCCUAGAUGCCACUUUCCAAAGUGGGAUGCAGAAUGCAUUUUAGCCAUUUUUAAGCGUACGUUUCAGUGACAUUAAUUACAUUCAUAAUGUUGUGCAACCAUCACCACAGUCUAUUUCCAAAACUUUUAUCACCCCAAGCAGAAACCCUGUAUGGGCAUUUUAAGGUCUUAUUUAACAUGGUGUUUUAAAUAAAUUUCCCAUGCUGAUCUACUUAAGGAGCCUUGGUGGCGCAGUGGUUAAAAAUUAGGCUGCUAACCAGAAGGUCAGCAGUUCAGAUCACCAGCCGCUCCUUGGAAACCCUAUGGAGCAGUUCUGCUCUGUCCUAUAGGGUCACUACGAGUUGGAAUUGACUCAGUGGAAUGGUUUUGUUUUUUGUUUUGGUUCUACUUAAAAAAAAAAGUGAAAACGAAAACAACGUAUUGAGGCACUUUAAGUGUUAUUUUGUCCUUUUUACUUUUUCUUCUUAAACUAAGAUGUGUAACUUUAAACAUUUAAAAUAUUUGAUUCAGCUAAAUUUGAAAGAAAUUUAAAAUCUCUUCGGAACAUAGGAUAUGCACAAAACUCGUAUCUUUUCUUCCGCAGCUUAUAGUUAAAUGCAGUAACUUUAUAAUUUUGCUUUGUUUUUUUUUUUGGCCGAGUCCAACAUCGUUAUGUCAUUAGGAAGUAACUAUCAGAUAUGAUGCCUUUGAAUUAUGGUGUUGGCGAAGAAUAUUGAAUAUACCAUGGACUGCCAGAAGAAUGAACAAGUCUGUCUUGGAAUAAGUACAGCCAGAAUGCCUAUUAGAAGCAAAGAUAGCAAGACUUCGUCUCACAUACUUUGGACAUGUUGUCAGGAAGGACCAGUCCCUGGGGAAGGACAUUGUGCUUGGUAAAGUAGAGGGUCAGUGAAAAAAGAGGAAGACCCUGGGUUGCUGUUAGUCAGAACUGACUUGAUGGCAUCUAACAACAACAGCAGCAUCUAUUAGGGGAUGCUUAUCCCUGUUGCUGCUAAACUGGAAUGUUUAGCCAUUAUAGUAUCACUUUUUUGUUUUUGUAUAACGUGCACAUUUGUUCUUUAUAAGCACCUGAUUUUGUUACUCUGCUUAUCUUUAUGUAAUGUGUUCCUGUUGUACUCUGGCAGGUGGUUUCCUAGAGAAAUGUUCUUUCCUGUUUUAGUUUUUAUAAAAGACUGUUUAAGCUACUAAGGAGCCUUGCUGAUGCAACAGUUAAGAGCUCAGCUGCUAACCAGAAGGUUGGCAGUUUGAACCCACCCAGUGGAUCUGAGGGAGAAAGACCUGGUGAUCUGCUUCUGUAAAGAUUACAACCUAGGAAACCUGAUGGGGCAGUUCUGCUCUGUCACAUGGAGUUUCUAUGAAUUGAAAAUUGACUAGGCGAUACCCAACAGCAACACUUAUGCUAUUGUAACACUGAAGUUUGCUUCUUUCUGUAUUUUUUUACUCUUCAGUCUACAGAUGCUGCAAAACGCAAUGUUAUCACCAAACCCUCCUUGAGCAGAUGCUUAUUUAAAUUUUGAUGCUGAAGCUGGUUCUGUGUGUAUUGUGCAUAUAGCAUGAUGGGCUAUAAAAAUGUGAAAGCUUCAUUCCAGAGUAAUUUUUUAGUAGUUGAUAGUGAUGUUCUAAAGAAUAUACUCUUUAUUUUAAUUUUUACUGUGGUAAAAUAUAUUACACCCUUUCUCACUUAUCGACAUGGUUAGUUUCCAAAGACAAGGUCAUUAUGUAAACUUGGUGUUAUGCAAAAAUGGAGGAUUGCCACAUCAGAUCACAAAAUGAAGGAUGACUACAUCAUUACAUAACUGCCAGAUAUUCAUCACUACAUAACUGCUAAAUCACUGAAAAUCAUGGCCCAGCCAGUGGUUCAUGACCUUAACCAUCAAAGCCAGCAUUACUCUUACCUUGGCAUUCGUUACUGCCAGACAUACAUUGCUAAUGAGCGAAAUAGUCAGGUGAUAGAUUUUUUACUGUUGUAAAUGGAAAACAUGAGAUAACUGUACAGUUGAUAGGAACCCCUGGUGUAGUGGUUAAGAGCUGUGGCUGCUAACCAAAAGGUCAGUAGUUUGACUCUACCAGGCAAUCCUUGGAAACUCUAUGGGGCAGUUCUGCUCUGUUCUAUAGGGUUGCUAUGAAUUGGAAUUGACAGCAAUGGUUUUUUUUUUUUUUCUUUAAGUGAGGAGAAGGUAUGUAACAAAACAUUUGCCAUUGCAAUGAUUAGGAGUAUAUUCUUCUUGCAAGAAUUUAAUUUUGUUCAUCUUUAGAGUUUAUUUUGUUUAGAAGAGUCCUGCUUGAUAGAAAUAUAAUUUGUGCUAUAUAUGUAAUUAAAAAAUUUUUAGUAGCCUCAUUUAAAAAGUAAAAGGAAACAGGUAAAAAUAAUUUUUAAUAAUAUGGCAUGUUGUUAGUUGCUGUCAGGUUGGUUUCAAUUCAUAGCAACCCCAGGUAUUCAGAGUAGAACUCCCUAGGGUUUUCAGCUCUUUGGAAACGGAGCACUGGGCCUGCCUUAUGAGGCAUCUUGGAGUGGGUUUGAACCACCAACCUUUCUGUUAAUGGUCUGGUGCUUAACCAUUUGCGCCACCCAGGGACUCCAAUAAUGCGGCUUACUUAAUCUAAUAUAUGCAAAAUACUACUUUAUCAUUUAACACAUAUAAAAAUUUAGGUAAUAUAUGUGUGUGUGUGUGUGUGUGUAUAUAUAUAUAUAUGAAGAAAAAAACCGAAACUCAUUGCCGCGGAGUAGGUUCAACAGAAUAAAACACUCCCUGAUCUUGCACCAUCCUCAUAAUUGUUGCUGUGUUUGAGCUCAUUUUUGGAGCCACUGUGUCAAUCCAUCUUGUUGAGGGUCUUCCUUUUGCUGAGCCUUAACUUUACCAGGAGUCCUGGUGGCACAGUGAUUAAGAGCUACGGCUGCCUCCCAAAAGAUUGACAGUCAAAGCCAUCAGCCAUUCCUUGGAAACCAUAUGGGACAUUUCUACUCUGUCCGUUAGGGUCGCUAUGAGUCAGAAUCAGCUCAGUGGCGGUGGGUUUGGUUUGGUUUUCUACUUAAUCAGGCAUCAUGUCCUUCUCCAGGGACUGAUCCCUCUUGAUAACAUGUCCAAAGUAUGUGCGAUGAAGUCUUGCCAUCCUCGCUUCCAAGGAGCCUCCUGGAUAUAUUUCUUCUAAGACAGAUUUGUUUGUUCUUCUAGCAGUUCAUGGUAUGUUCAAUAUUCUUUGCCAACACCAUAAUUCAGAGGCAUGAAUUCUUCUUUGGUCUUCCUUAUUCAUUGUCCAACUUCACAUGCAUAUGAGGUGAUUGAAAAUACCAUGGCUUGGGUCAGGCACACCUUAAUCUUUGUUGUUUAACACUUUGUUUUUUUAAGCACUGUAAAGUACAGCAGAUUUGCUCAUUGCAGUACAUCAUUUGAUUUCUUGAUGGCUGCUUCCACGGGCAUGCUACUUCCAUUCUUACAAGUAAAACGGAAUCUUUGACAACUUCAGUACUUUCUUGGUUUAUCAUGAUGUUGCUUGUUGGCCCAGUUUUGAGGGUUUUUGUUUUCUUUAUGUUAAGAUGUAAAUCAUACCAAAGGCUAUGGUCUUUGAUCUUCAUUAGUAAGUGCUUCAAGCCCUCUUCACUUUCAGCUAGCAGGGUUGUGUCAUCUGCAUAAUGCAGGUUGUCAAUGAGUCUCCCUCCAGUCCUGAUGCCCCAUUUUUCAUACAGUCUAGCCUUUUGGGUUAUUUGCUUAGCAUACAGAUUGAAUAAGUAUGGUGAAAGGAUACAACGGUGAUGCACACCUUCCCUGAUUUUAAACUGUGCAGUAUCCCCUUGUUUUGUUGAACACCUGCUUCUUAGUCUAUGUACUUGUUCCUCAUAAGCAUAAUUAAGCGUUCUGGAAUUCCCAUUCCCUGCAAUGUUAUCCAUAAUUUGUUAUGAUCCACACAGUCUUACGCCUUCUGAUUUUGUGUUUCGUAAGUUAAGCAAAUUCUCUCGCUGUUGUGUUGAUGCAGUAUUAUUUAACAUCAAAAUCAAAGGGAUAUUGCAAAAGUAGAAAAUCAACUAUCAAUAUUAGCAAAGUCUUCUUCAGCUAUUUGUCAUUUUCUAGCCCGUUUGAUUAUCAAUUCUGGUUUAGUCAUCUGCAUGUUGAUUCAUGUAAGAAAAGAGUAUAAAAUAUUUACUAUUGAUUUGUAUUAUGAAAAUAUUCAAUUUUAACAUCAGUCGCCAUGAUCAGAAAGAAACUCGUACUUUCUUUGGUGUUUCAAAUUAAGCUUAUUCAUAUGUAGUAGGGUAAUUGGUGAGAAAAUAUGAAGUAUACUUCCAUUUUUGUCUUUUAUUAUUGGAUAUUGAAAAGCAUUCUUUCUUUGAUUUGAAGUUAAUAGUUCAGUAAAUUUUUGUAAAAUGUCUUAUGUCUCAACCAAUGAACAAACAACACAAGAUCACUAAAUGUAUUAUUGUCAAUUUUUUAAAACGGUUUUAAAAACUGGCUAUAAUUCAUAUUAUUUGCAUGUACGUACUUGUAAAAUGGCUUGGGGGUGGCAUCUGACCUCUACUUACUUCACAACAGGAGAGUCAUUAUCAGCAGCAACAGCUCAAGGCUGAGUCUUAUGAGCGGAGGUCAGAAUACCUUCUCUUGCCAACCUUUUUACCAAUUCUCACACCAACAGCCCCUUCCAGGCACUCUCUUCUUCUCUGCUGGGUUUGAUAAUUUGCCACACAAAGCUCACCAUACUGACAGUUUUGGAGUUUAUUAGGGAAGUAACAGGUUACAGUUCAGGUUCAGGAAUGCUCAGGAUACAGUUCUUUGAUCAGGACAGCCUCUCCUCAGCUGUGCCCAUAGUCAGGUCUCUGGCCCUCAGCCUGGCCUCUGCCCUGCUUGGGCAAAUGUUACAAAGCUCUUUUAGCUCUGCCAAACUCCGCCGGUAAGCGUCUGCCUGAAGGCACUUAGCUCUAGCUUCCUGGGUCUGCAGACCUAGCUCCAUCAAGUGCCCGGGGGCACCCUAUUCCACCAGCAAGCCUCCUGCCCAAGGGCAUUCAGCUUUCUUGUUCCUCGGCUGUGAAGCCCACCAUGCUGUCUCCUGCUGGUCUCUGGGCUCUGCUGCCUUUGCUGCCACCCUUUCUCUGCUGCUGCUUCUUGCUGUCUUUCACCAUCUCCAGUGUUACAGCUCUCUCUGUCUUCUGGGUCAAGGAGGUUCUCAGUACAGGGAUCCUGGAUCCAAAGGAUUUGCUCUGCUCCCCUCUCCUUGUUGAUCAUGAGGUUCCUCUGUGCACCUCUGGGAUGGCUCAUUUUAAGCCAAGUAAUAAAGGCAAAACUGACCAAUUCCAUCGUUAGGGUUCCAUAUACCUUGUUUUCAUGGUUCCACCCCACAAGGGUGCCAUGUAUCUUAUUUACAUUAUUAGCAAGCUAUCCAAUCCCCUUGGUUGGCCACAGGCACCUCAUUUGCAUAGUUUGACCGCUUCCUUUGGCGGGACUUACAAAGACUACGGCUAGAAGGGCCAUAUUCAGUAAUUCACGGCACCACAAUACUGAAAAGAUUUUAGCAGCUCUGUUGGUGACGCUUCUCAGAGCCUGCUUCAGAAGAUUGAGCACAAAUGUUUUCAAUAUGUAUCACACAGUGGCAGUGAGCUUUUGGAGUUACACAGUGGAGCAGAGCAGUAAGAGAAACGUUAGGCUCUUCUUUUAUAGCUCCCGUAAAUCUGGAGUUUCGACCUAACAUAGCUGGAGAGCUGAUUGUUGUGAUGGAGACUGAUUUCUCACAUGUAGCUGAAACUCUUCUUUGAGAGAUGUAAAAGAUUAAAAAAAUCUACACCACAAGCUUGCUUUUCUUAAGCUGCAUGUUGACAUUUCUUCUUAAGUUUGAAAGUUCUUUCAAACAAAAUGUACUUAAAGUAUUAAUUAGGCUGUUUUUGUUGUUUGCUGCUGUUGAGUAGGCCUGCAGGCUACGCGUCUUUUAUCAUAUGGUUUAUCUAAAGCUAGAAGAGAGUUUCGAAAUGGUUAAUCUUUUGAUUUUUGGUAGUAUUAGAAAGGUCUUCUAUACCAUGGGUAGUUGUUUGGUUGCUUAAUUGAAAGUCUUCCACUUUUUGUAAAAUGUAAUUUUCUUAAAAAUGUUUUCAUGAUUGAAAAUGUUUAAUUACCAUCCUUUUAUCUAGAUUUUGUGUGUGUGUGUGUUUUGUGUGUGUAUGCGCACGUGCAAGAACUCAGAGGUGUAAGUGUAGACUCUGUUAAAAAUUAUUUAAAAUUUUUUGCUGGAGUUUUAAUUCUGAUAUCAAGUGACUGAGAGAACUUCCUUAUAAAAUAAACUAUGUAUUUGCUGAAAAUGGCUCUUAAUAUUGUCCCCUUUAUUAUUUUUUAAAACUUUUUUACACAACGGCAUUUUAAUUUUGCUCUUCUGCAGCUAAUUGCCGUUGCCAUUCAUUGUAGAAUUUGUGAUAUACUUUGUUUGUGUCUCUUUUUCCUUUACUGUGCUGGUGGUCGUACCGGCUUCUGCAUUUCCGUUUGAUUCUGCAUGGGUAGAAAGCCUUUGUUUUAAUUUAAAAAAGGUGUUCAUUUUUUCAGUCCAUUCUUUUUUGAAGUAGAAAAGGUAUUUUAAUUAUUUUCAAAAUAUAUUAAAUUAUAAAAUAAAAUUAAAGUGAAAAUUAAAAUUAUAAAGUAUUUGAAUUUAAUUACCAGUUAUGAUUUAUAUAGUACCAGUGCAACUUGUGUUAUUUGCAAAAAAUACUCCAUAAAUGCAUUACACUGCUACAAUGAUGCAUUAAAAAAGUUAUUCCAACUGAAUCAGUUCAUUGAUACUGACUGUAUCAGUGAUGUUUUGCAUGUUAUGCUAGAAAUGACUCACACACCUGACAGGCAAACUGUAAUACGCAGUGCAAUAAUUAAAGUGAAAUGUAGUACUACAAAACAAUGCAGCUUUCUUUAGAUGUUUUUAUAUUACUUCAGUGUUUAAAUUUAGAUUAAAUUAAUUACAAUGAAAUGAAAUUGAAAAUUCAGUUCCCCAGCGUAAGAACCACAUUUCAAGUACUCAGUAGUCGCAUGUGGCUAAAGCAAAAUGCCUUGGAAAUUAAGCCUUUGAGAGUGGGUUAUAUACCUGUAUUUUAGUUACUUGAUUAUGGAUUAUAGUCCUUUUUGAUAAGGCCGAUGUCACAGGAGCAGUUCCGAGAGGACUUCUGAACCAAGAACCCUGGAAAGAUCUACGUAGAACUGCUUUCAUUUUCUUUAUUCGUAGUCAUGAAGGAUUAACAGAAAAAAAUUCUGAACAUUGUUCACGGAUAACAGGAUGUUUAGUAAUCAAAAAAAAUUUGAACAGACAUUCUAUUUGAAAUCAUGGCUUGUGCCCCUGUUGUUAGAAAACUUGGAGAGUAGAAAAAUUUCUACAUUGUCAAAAAAUGGUUUCAUCAUUUGUGUGAAAGAACAAAAAAACGGAAUAAUCUUGUUUAAUGGCUCUCUCACAAAUUAACACUUUCCUUUGGAGUUAAAAAUAAAGUUUUGUUCAUAGAGACCUAUAGGAAGCCCUGGUGGCGUGGUGGUUAAGAUCUAUGGCUGCUAACCGAAAGGUUGGCAGUUCAAAUCUGCCAGGCGUUCUUUGGAAACUCUAUGGGGCAGUUCUGCUCUGUCCUAUAGGGUUGCUGUGAGUCGAAAUCGGCUAAAUGGCAACGGGUUUGAUUUUUUUUUUUUUUAUAGAGACCUAUAGAAGUAUCAUCAGGUUUACCAUGAAUCUACAGGUUACAAAACUCAGUUAUAAUUGUUAUGGAUUGUGGAAAGAUUUUUAGUGGCACACAAAUAUUUAAUAUUCUGAGUUCAGAUAUAUAUAUAAAGUAUACCCGAACUCCUCUAAAGAUUUUAAAACUAGGAGGAGCCAUAUCUUAAUUCGUUAUAGCACCAGCCACCUUUUCUUGUUUUCUUUGCCGUUAUCUUCUGAGCAAGCCAGGCAGUAAAUUCAAAUUUCAGUUUUCCACAGAAAUAAAUGGGUGCUGUUGUGUGCUUAUUCCAUUCUCAGUAAUUAGGAAGACGGGGAGAUAUCUAAAGACAUGAUUUAAAAAUCAGAAGAGGAAGUUCACGAAUGAAAAAGGAAGUGAAACUUGUCUUGAGAGAAUCUGUCCUAGAUUGUCUCCAAAGUCUUUCUGUGGUACGUCACUGGAGAUGGUCCUUGAAGAAAGGGUUCUGUGAUUGAAGUAAGUUUGAGGAAACUCUCUAUGGCAUACUAGCAUCCUAUUCAAGUUCACAAUGCACAUCAAUAUAUUAAAGGCUCUGAGACAUCUUACAAGAAAGAAAACUUGCUAAAGUUCAUUUAUCCUGCAUUAAAAUUUUUUUGGGCAAUGGAAUCUUUUUUUAAAAGUAAAUGUCAUGUAUCCUGUGAGAAUGCUGCCCUCUAGAGGCAUAAGUUCAGUUGCUCUUGAAUUUGAAUCUUAGUGUGUAGAAGUUGUAACGAUUGAUAAAAACUAAACACAUGAUCACAAAAUAACCAAGUAGAAAAAGUCUUAUGUUAUCUAAUUUUAAGAAAAUUUGGGGCGGUAGAAUAGCAAUGUGUAAAUACUACCUUUUUUUAGUGGACGUAUGUGAUAUUUAUGGCUGUUAAUAAUUUUUGUUGUUGUGGCAAAAAUAUAUAACAAAACAGUUGCCAGUUCAUCAGUUUUUACAUUGAUUACCUUCAUCAUGUUAUGCCAUCACUGCCAUUAUACUUUUUCAAAUUAUUUCACUACCAUUAACAGAAACUCAGUGUCCCCUGAGCAGUGACUCUGCCGUUCCCCCUCCCUACCACCUCUGGUAACCACUGGUAUGCCUUGGUCUCUACAUUUGUCCAUUUCAUAUAAGUGGGAUGAUAACAAUAUUUGUCCUUUUGUGACUGACUGAUUUUGUUCAGCAUAAUGUUUUCAAGGUUCAUCCAUGUUGUAGCAUGUAUCAGGACUUCAUUUCUCUUUGUGGCUGGAUAAUCUUGUAUAUGUAUAGCACAUUUUGUUUAUCCAUUCAUUUGUUGAUGGAUAUUUAGGUUGUUUCUACCCUUUGGUGAUUGUGAGUAGUGUAUAGGUCUUUGUUUUCUUUCCUGUUUUCAAUUAUUUUGGGCAUAUACCAAGCAUUGAGAUUGUUGAGAUAUAUAAUAGUCCGUGUUUAACUUUUUGAGGAAUUGCCAAACUGUUGUCCACAGUGGCUGUACCAUUUUGCAUACCCACUAGCAAUGAACGAGGGUUCUAAUUUCUCUACAUCCUGGUGCAUACUUCUUACUUUUUUUUAACCAUAGCCAUUCUAGUGGGGGUGAAGUGAUAAUCUCAUUGUUUUGAUUUGCAUCUCUCCAUGGGAGCAAGACCUAGAAAACACUAUGGGGCAGUUCUCCUCUGUCACAUGGGUUGUUGUGAGUCAGAAAUCGAGUUGAUGGCAUCCAGACGGCGACGACGACUAAUGAUUCGGAACAUUUUUUCAUGUGCUUGUUGGCCGUUUGUAUAUCCUCUUUGGUUGUCUUUUUGUUAAGUUGUAAGAAUUCUUUAUAUAUUCUGGAUUUUAAAUCCUGAUCACGAUACUUUACAAUAACAGUAAAUAUGUGCAUGUUCAUGUGUACAAACUGUUAACAAACUGUAGUUCUUCUCUGCUGAGCCUUUUUUUGGCUUCAUAAAGUUCUGAAUUAAAAAAAAAAAAUUUCUUCAGGGAUUGUUUCAAGAAAAAUUUUUAUCAGAUAUAUGGUUCCGAAAAUUUUUCUCCCAGUCUGUAGGUUUUCUCUUCACUUUGUUGAUAAAGUCCUUUGUUGAACAAAAGUUUUUAAUUGUUAUGAUGUCUUUUGCUGCUUGUGUUUUUGGUGUGAUAUCCUAAUAAUCUUUUGAAUAAAUUAUACACACACACACAUUAUAUAUGGAAUUAUGGAUAUGUAGUACCUCCUCAAGCAUCUAAACUCCAUGAAGCCUCUUUUGUGUGCAGAAGUCAUCCUUCCCUGUCCUCUUUGAAGAUCUGUAAUAACUUUAAGACAUUUGACAUUCAAGCGGAAGCUAGUUUCCUCAUAUCCCUUCCCACAGUCCUCAUUGUUUUCAGACCUGUGACUUGCCUCAGAUUUUAGCAUGCUGUACCUUUAUAUACAUAGUCAGGCUGGAAGAGAAGGAUUAUAUAUAAAAAUGCUUUUGACAUUAGUGCCAACACAGCAGCAAAAACUUGAGGAAUAUGUAUAAAAAUGGGUUUUGACAAAGAGAGAAACAUACUUUUGCGUUUGGCCCGGUUUGUUGGUAUGAUGCAGUUACCAGAGAUUUUUGGUAUCAGUGGUCUAACUCAUGCAGUCAGGAGUGGUUCUAAUUGUUAGCUCCUCUGAUUGACUGAAACCUAGUCUCAGUGGUGGCUUUAUUCUAAAUGAAGGUGAAUGCCUAAAAAUUCCUGGUGAAAUGUAGAGGAAGAAGUUAAAAGAUUAAGGCAAAUAGGACUGAUGGAGUGGAAUUAUCAUUUAUGACCAUCCACCCACCUCUCUUAGUUCCUAACCACCACUGUCCCCUAUGACUUAUGGAAGACACUUUAUUUACUAAGGUAGUAAGAAUUACUUUGAGGGCAGUCCCAGCAUCUGUGAAAAGCAUGGUGAUUUUUUUGCCUGCUGGUGGGAGGAGAUACUGAACAUUGAAAUUGUCAUUCUGAUUUCAGGGGAAAUGGUGGGAUCCUAGGGUGACUCUAACUUCCACAGGCAGGGUGGGCAUCAUUUUCUAUAAGGUAGCAUGCAUGACAGGAAUGAUGACCGGAGAUGGAUUGGCCUGAAUGCACUAUUUUGACUGUGGCUAAAUGAUCAUGGGAUCCUUAGAUCUAAAAUAGAAUGGUAGCCGAUUAAGUUCAUACUUGACCUGUAUGACAAAAAAUGUAGGUCUAACAGACAAAGGCGUUACUUGAACUACCGUUAAGAGUGAGUUGUGGUCCUUUACACAGUUCUUAGACUGGAGUCAGAAUCUGUUAUGUUUACUUCUUUAUAUGUUUAUGCUUAUUUUUGUAGAUUUUAACUUUUUUUUCCCAUUCCCACCCUCCUUUGCAGUUUAGUCCAUAGAUUAUAGAAGAAACCAGGAGAAAAAGGAACGUCACCCGCGUUCUCAUAUUGAAGUUGUGUGCAGUAACUGAUGAGACUCUGGGUCUAAUCUCAUUUUCUAGGAACGAAGUAUGAAAUUUUUGUUUGUACAAGGCUUAGUUGUAAUCUGUCAGACAGGAGAAUGUUGUUUGGAACUGGAAGCUUGGAAUAAAUGUGUAUGUCGUUGGGUAGGCAAGAUUUGGCCUGUAUUUAUAGUUGCUCAUUUCAAAUAGCCUUUCAGCGUUGGGGAAAUUUGCAUGUUAGGAGUCCUGUAGAAGGCAGAACUGAAUUUCCUAGCAUUCUUAGUGGCUAGGACACAGGCAUACCAUCUAGGCUCUAUCAAUCAGAUGAAUUUGUGUAAGACAUGAAUUUAGAAGAGAGAAAUGCUUAGAAUUGCUUCCUUGUGUGAAUGUCAGGCCAUGAGACAUUGAGCUCUCAGAUGUGGGCAGUAGCAGAGGUGUCAGUGAACUUUAUUUAUUGUAGUGCACUCAGCUUUCAUGGUACCAGGACUCAAAGGGUGGGAAUGGUCUGGUGGGGAGACUUGGGUAUUUUUCCUGGGUGCACGCCCUAAUCUGAUUCUUGAGCUCUCUGGGGGAAUUCUUUAUUAUCAACUAAUAUUAAUAAAAUUUCUUUUUUGUUGAAACCACCUGUAGUAGAUUGUGUUGUUUCAGCUGAGAAACCUGAUGGAUCUAUUAAUUAUUAAAGAUUUUGUUAAUUGUCAAAGUACUUUAUUUUUCUAAUUAAAAUAAAAAAUUGCCAAAUGUUUAUACAACUUCUUUUUUCCUCCCCAGAGGUCUACAUUUCUUUGCCUCCAUUUUUUUCUACGCAGAAUGCCAAAUUUUCUACCUUUUGAAUUGCUGAGUCUUUACUCAGCUUGAGCUCCAAUGCUGUUGUGAAGCUUUUCUUGUACCAUCCCAGCCUCCUGAUGGAUUCUUUUUUUUUCCCUUCUGAAUUCCAGUAGCACCUGUUUAGCCCUUAAGUGCUAGUUUUUCGUUUCCUUUGUGCAUCUCAGCUUUCACACUAAAUGAUAAGCUCUCUGGGAGCUAAUAAUGCAGCUCCUUCUAUCCUUGCGUUACCUAGCGGUGUCUUGCACCUUGUAGAUUCAAGGGUCAGCAUAACUGUUGUUGUAACAUGUAGUGAUUAGGGUUACUGAGAAUCACAAUGAUGCGAGGACAGGUGAGGUGAGAUGAUAAACUAGUUAUUGUUACUUGCCACUGAGUAGAUUCCGAUUCAUGGCAACCCCAUGUGUGCAGAGCAGAGCUGCUCCAUAGAGUUUUCAAGGCCUUUUAGAAGCAGAUUGCCAGGCCUUACUUCCGAAGUGGUUCUCAGUGGGUUGGAACUGCUGACCUUUUGCUUAGUAGUAUAGCGUUUGACCAUUUGCACCACCCAGGGAUUCCUAUAAACUAGUUAGGCUUAUUUUAUUUUAUGUUGGUCCUAUCAUUGUUAUGUGCUGUGGAGCAGAUUCUGAAUCUUAGCAGCCCUGUAGGAUACAGUAGAACUGCCCCAUUGGGUUUCCAAGGCUGUAAUCUGUACAGAAGCAGAUUGCCACAUUUUUCUCCUGUGGAUUGGCCGGUGGGUUCGAACCACAGACCUUACAGUUAGUACCCAGGUGCUUAACCACUGCACCACAGGGUUCCAUAUCUUGGUCCUAGUGAGACAAAUACGCUGGCCAUGAAGUCCAAUUUCCAUUUUGCUGAAGGAGUCUGAAAGUCCUGGUGGUAUAGUGGUUCAGUGCUUGGCUGCUACCCAAAAGUUUAGCUGUUCGAGCCUCCCAGCCUCUUCUGCAGGAGAAAGAUGUGGCAGUCUGCUUCUGUAAAGAUUUACAGCUUUGGAAAACCUAUGGGGCAGUUCUGCUGUGUCGUAUAUAGGGUCGCUAUGAAUCAGAAUCAGCUUGACAGCAUCGGGUUUGCUUGUCUGGUUGGAGGGGGUCUGAGACUUGCCUCUCAUCCUUAUUUUCACCAGUAGGUGGCCAUACCAUAUCCUCUGAAUUAUCAUAUAAUGUUUUGUAAUUUUUUUGCCUUUACAAAAGUCUUCCAUAUCUCUCCUGUUUUCUUGUUGUUAGGUGCCUUUGAGUUAAUUCUGACUGAUAGCAACUCUAUGUACAGCAGAACGUAGGACUGCCCAAUCCCACACCAUUCUCACAGUCGUUGCUAUGUUUGAGCCAUUGUUGCAGCCACUGUAUCAUUCCGUAUCUGUGAGGGUUUUCCUCUCUUUCACUGACUGUCUGCUUUACCAAGCAUGAUGCCUUUCUCCAGAAGCUGGUUCCUCCUGAUAACAUGUCCAAAGCAUAUGCGAUGAAGUUUCACCAUCCUUGCUUCUAAGGAACAUUCUGGCUGUACUUCUUCCAAGACAGAUUUUUUGGUUCUUCUGACAGUCCAUGGUGUAUUCAGUAUUCUUUGCCAGUGCCGUAAUUCAAGGACAUCAAUUCUUCUUCGGUCUUCCUUAUCUGUUGUCAGUCUUUCACAUGCGUAUGAGGUGAUUGAAAAUACCAUGGCUUGGGUCAGGCUACAUUAGUCCUCAAGGUGAUAUCUUUGCUUUUUAAACACUUUAAAGAGGCCUUUUGCAGCAGAUUUGCCCAAUGCAAUAUGGGAAGUUUCUUGACUGCUACUUCCAUGGGUGUUGCUUGUGGAUCCAAGUAAAAAGAAAUCCUUGAGAACUUUAAUAUUUUCUCCAUUUAUCUUGAUGUUGCUUUUUGGUCCGUCGUGAGGAUUUUUGUUUUCUUAUGUUGAGGUUCAAUCCGUACUGAAGGCUGUAGUCUUUGAUCUUCGUCAGUAAGUGCUUCAUGUCCUCUUCACUUUCGGCAAGCAAGGUUUUGUCAUCUGCAUGUUGUAGGUUGUUAACGAGUCUUCCUCCAGUCCUGAUGCCCCGUUCUUCAUAUAGUCCACUUUCUCGGAUUAUUUGCUCAGCAUAACAGAUUGAAUAAGUAUGGUGUAAGGAUGAAACCUUGUGCGCACCUUUCCUGAUUUAAAUCAUUUCUGUUUCUUAGUUCUUCCAUUGUGCCCUCUGGAAUUCUGUUCAUAAUCAGCAAGUUUAAUUUUUUUUUUAAUUUUAUUUUUGGUGAAAAUAUACAUAGCAAAACCAUUCCACAGUUUCUAGAGAUAAUGAUCAGUGAUAUUGGCUACAUUCUUCACAUUGUGUCAACAUUAUCCCUAUUUCUGUUCUAGUUUUUUCACUUCCAUUUUCUUAAUCUCCCUUUCCUCCAACCUUCUCAUCUAUGCUUUAAAAUAGCUGUUGACCCUUUGGUCUGAUAUUAGAUUUUUUUUUUUUUUUAAAGUAAGACACUAUUCGAUGGUAGCAAUCGUUACUCUUUCUGCUAAACUGUUAAAUAGUUUAAGGUGACUUUAGAGGAUAGUUUCAAUUUAAGGUUUGAAGAGCAACUCAGGGCCAUAGUCUUUAGGACUUCUGCAGACUCAGUAGGUGCAGUAAAUUAUGAAAUAAUUCAAAUAUUAAAAAAGUACAGAAAGUAAUACAACACUUGUGAACCUGCCUCAAAACCAAGCAGAUGUUAACCUUUUGCUUCAUUUGUUUUUCUGUCCUUUUAAAAUUCUCCCCUUCUCGUCCUUUCUUCCCUCCUUGAUAGGUACCUUUUAUCCUGAAGUCCUUGACUGUUCCCCUGUUGAAUUUCUAUUUGUAAAACAAUUACAUAAAAGAUGACCUGAAAAAUUUCUAUGCAACAUUGUUUUCUGGGUUCAUUGUAGGCUUAGUUCAUCAUUUUAACUGCUUUAUGAUGAAUAAAGCUGAGUUUCAUACUGAGAGAUAAUAUUGUAAUGAAUAACCUUGUACAUAAGUACUCGACAAUGUGUAAUUUUAUCUAAGUAGAAUUGCUGAGGUGUAGGCUGUAGGAAGUAUCACUUCAUCUUUUUCAGGUACUGCCAGGUUCAUUCCAUGUGGAGAUACUACUUUAUGUUCACCAACAUGUUUCCCUACGUAUUUAUCAGCAUUUAUUUAAUCCAGCUUGCUAAUUUAAGCCUAUCUGAAAGAUGAGAAAUGGAGUUUCAAAGUUUUUCCGUUACUUUGGUUUUUAAUAAAGCUGGGCAUCUUUGCAUGAUUUUUCAUCAUUCUGGUUUCCUAUUCCUAAUCUUUGUGUCUUUUGCUCAUUUUUUUUGUUAGGUAUUGGCUUGUCUUAGUCUGGGUUCUCUAGAGAAGCAAAACCAGCAAAGCAUAUAAACAUGUAGAGAGAUUUAUAACAAGCAAAUGGCUCCUGCGGUUGUAGAGACUGGGAAGUGUCAAGUCUGUGGGUCAGGCUGGAGGCUUCCCCUGACUCACUUAGCUGCAGGGGCUGAUGAACCCAAGAUCGGCAGGUCAGACAACAGGUCUCUGGCUCACAGGCUGUGGAGGCCAACGAAUCCCAAAAUCGGCAGGUAAGGAUGGCACGCCACUGGCUCACAGGCUGCAGAGGCUGACAGAUCCCAUGAUUGGCAGGUAAGCUGCUAGCUCAAGUCCCAAGAACCAGAGGUCAGAUGAACAAGAGCCAGCUGCAGGAUCUAGAGGGAGCAAAAACCAUCGAGUUUUGCCAGAAAAUCCACCAUUAUUGGCUGUAGGCCACACCCCCAAGGAAACUCCCUUUCAGCUGAUUGGCUGCUCAUAACAGAUCUCAUCAUGAAGGGGAUUACAUUAUAUCGGAUCUCAUUAUGGAAGUGAUUACAUCAUCACAUAGCUGCCAGACUACAUCACAACUGCCAAACUGCUGAGAAUCAUGGCCCAGCCAAGUUACCGUACAUACAGCCUUAACCAUCAGUUAGAGGUUUAUGAUUCCAUUGUGUGAAAAUGCCACAGCUUGUUUCUCCAUUCCACUGCCUAUGGACAUUUGGAUUAUAUUCAGUGUUAGGUUAUUACGAACAAUGUUGCUAUGAUAAACUUUGUACAUAUCUUUUUGUGCAGGGAGCGUCAGCCAUCAGCGGGAUUUUUAAAAGGCUAUCUAAAUAUUUGAAUGUGAAAACCUUUGCGUCUUCUGAUAGCCUAGCCAAGGUCCAAGAAGUAGCAAGCUGGCUUUUGGAAAUGAAUCAGGAACUGCUCUCUGUGGGCAGCAAAAGACGACGAACUGGAAGCUCUCUGAGAGGUAACCCUUCCUCAAGCCAGGUAGAUGAGGACCAGAUGAAUCGUGUGGUAGAAGAGGAACAGCAGCAGCAGCAGCAGCAACUAAGACAACAAGAGGAGGAGCAUACUGCAAGGAACGGGGAAGUUGUGGGAGCAGAGCCUAGACCUGGGGACCAGAAUGAUUCCCAGCAAGGACAACUGGAGGAAAACAACAAUCAGUUUAUUUCAGUAGAUGAAGACUCCUCAGGAAACCAAGAAGAACAAGAGGAAGAUGAAGAACAUGGUGGUGAACAAGAUGAGGAGGAUGAAGAGGAGGAGGAAAUGGACCAGGAGAGUGAUGAUUUUGAUCAGUCUGAUGACAGUAGCAGAGAGGAUGAACACACGCAUAGUAACAAUGUCACAAACUCCAGUAGUAACAUGGACCUGCCCAUUCACCAACUCUCCUCCCCAUUUUAUACAAAGACAACAAAACUAUGUAAUACAGGAAGACUCACCAAACUGGCAAUCUAACCCAUUACAAGAAAGCUCUGCACUCCACACUGCUAAAGCUGCGGAAGACGUCAUUCCCUGUAGUCUGGUCCAGCCUCCUCGUCUGUGAAUCCGGACUCCGGGCCAAGUUAGCAGACGUGCCUGAGGUCACCAGUAAUGGUGAAGCGGAAACUACAACUUAGCCAAUACUCUUCCAUUUUUGUGUACGGAUGAGUUUACCUGGCGUACCAGCUCAGAGUAAUUCAGUUGAAAGACAGUUGCUGAGACAACUGUUUAGUCAAAGGAUAAUUUAGUUUUAAAUAAAUUUAGUUGUAAACAAAUUAAUAAAUAGCUGGGUUUUUGAAUCCCAGAGUUCUGGUAUACUGUGGGGUGAUUUUGCUACCUUUAAACUUAUUAUUCAUUUUUUUAGAACUUGUUGGUUUUGAAUUUGUAACUUAUUUUCAGCCAGUUUUUGGAAAUAUCCAGAAAAAUUUGCAAGUAAUCUGCAUAUCCAGCAAUCAGAACCUGAUUAUAUAAAACAAAGCAGUUAUAAAACUUUAUGUAACCUUGUAUUCUAGCUUUUUUUUUUUUAAAUUAGAAAAUACUGCAUAUACAUGUAUGUAUAUAAUGCUAUUUUGCAAAAGUUCAAUUACCAGGUCACAUUUUUAUAACAGUCGCAUAUACUGUACAUACUAUUUCAGAGUCCAAACUAAUUUCUCUUAAGCUGUUAAGGGUUGCCCUUAGUGCCCAAAUACAGAAAAAUAUCAGGGAAAUAAAACAAUAACUUGUAACUCAUUAAAUGUUUACAUGAAUAUAAUAUGUAAAAUACAGUAUAAUUGGAACUUGUAAUCUUAGCACUUUGAGCAUUUAAAAAAUGUCUUUUAGAAUUUUUUUAAGAAUUGUUUUAAAUGUGGUUUUAAUUUUUGUAAAAUAUCUUUAUUCAUUUGACUUAUGCCUCUUAAGAAUAUUAGAACUUUAAAAGUAAUAUCAUAUACUUAAAUUUUCUUUCAUGUUCAAUCUAAUUGUAUUUCUGUUUCUAGAAUUGAAGUAAUAAUGUAGUUCAGAUUUUUUUUACAGUUAUUUCUGAUAGAACUCGAUUAUCAUUGAGCAAAAAAGAGUUAAUUUCUUGAUUUAUGAUUGUUUUCCUCUCUGCUUAAAUUGCUCUAUCUUAGUAUAUGAAUUGCUCAGUAGGAAAAUACUUUGACACUGGUAUGGCAGGAAAGACUGAAAGCAAUGAAUUUGGCGCAGAGAAUAAUCUGUUUUAUUCUAUAUCCCUGAAUAAGUCAGUAUGCAUGAUAAUACCAUAUUCUUUUCUCAGAGGAAAAUUGUUUGAUUCUGAUUUAUUUUACUUGAGUAAUGGCAUAAUUUUUACCAUACAGAAUUCUUUCUGAUUCUGCAAAAAAAAAAAAGGCCAUUUGUUGCUUUUAAAUUUGCAGAAACAAUGAAUAAUAUUAGAAUUUAAGUGGUACGUACUAAUAUUGUCCGUGUCAGAGGUUUUGAGGUGAGAUUUGAAAAUUCUUAAUAUAAAAUCAUUCGUACUUUUAGAUAAUCUUGUAUCUUCCAGGUGACUUGUUUUAGCUGAUUCAGGAAUAGUUUAUGAAAAAUGGAAAACCUUUGUGUAGAUCAUAUGCUGUGGCCUUUGGUCAAGAACAGUUAAAUCUUAACCUUCUGUGUAAUAAUGAAUGAAAGAAUGGAAGUCCACAAUAAAUUGCUGUAGAGCUAUUUUUUAUUACAAUUGGAGAAUGGGAUUGUAAUGGAUUUUAGAAAUACUGUAUUGGUGAUGUUUUGUCACAUGCAGCAUUUAUAUAGGAUCGUCUCUGGCCAAUGCAUCCUUUUAGAAGAAGGAAAGUCAGAAAAUGCUAAGUGAACCAAAUAAAUUGCUUUAUAUACAGAUAUUAUCUUUACCACAGAAGUUCUCCAGUGUUGAAUUCCUGAGUAGUCAGUGAUAGCUGAAAUCUUAAAAUGCUGAGACACUACAGCUAAAACACUAUAGUUGCAUUUUUAGGUGAAAAUUUUGACAGAAUUAUGGAUGCUUUCCUAAAACUUGUAGAAUAUUAUAUUUUGUAACACCUACUCCAAAGUUAUUUAUUACAUUGUGAUUUUUAGAAUCUCUGCUUGCUUCCCUAGAACUUUUAAAAUUGAAGCAUAAUCUACAAAACUGUGAUUUUUGAUACUAAUAGUAGUAGUAACUAAUAAUGGCAGCUAACAGUAUUGAGCACUUAUAUGAGGCAUUUUUCUGUGGGCUUCACGUAUCUUAGUUCAUUUAAUCCUCACAACAAUCCUGUGAGGUAGGUACUGUAUUAUGAAAAUGAGGCACAGAAGAAUUAAUUUAACGUCAUACUAUUAAUAAAUAAUAGAGCCAGGGUUUGGAGUAUGGCAAUUUGGUGCGAGUCCAUGCUCUUACCCACUGUAUUAUAGUGACUUUGUAUUUGUGGUAUCAUCUUAAAAACAGAUAGUUUUGAAGAAUCUCUGUUUGAGGUGGUUAUAACUUAGAGUAUCCUAAAUGUCUUUAAAAGGAAAAUUAAGCCUAAGACCUUGUUUUUUCUUGAACACGUGGAACUAGCUGCAUUUUAAAGUAUCAGCUAUUAGGGUUCUCCUGUGCAUUGUCUGUGAUUUCCUUCACUAAGGUUUUCUGUAUUUGGUGGAUUGAUAUUUUUCAUGUUUCCAUGUUGACUGGGGACGUUGUUUUAGAAGUAGUUACUUGAAUCCUCAAAAAAAAAAAAAAAAAUGAAACUUGCUGGUACAUACAUUUGGAAAUCAGUAUUCGCUGUGCUGAAUCACUAGUACUGUUUCCUUUUUACAAAAAUACAUUGUUACAUACACAUAAUACAAUUUAGUCUUUUGGUUUGCUAGAGUUGCAGUACUCUAUAGUAUCCAGUUGAGGGCAGCGGUUUACUGAUGGAAAAAUGAGUUAACCUCAAAAGUAACUACUUUGUGCUUACCAAAACUUGGUAUCUAGUGUAAAAUACAACAUUUGACAUAAAAGCAGCCUUAAUUUGCACUCCUGUUUUGUUGCUAUUAUCGUUGUAAAUAAUUUAUUGAAAAUGAAAAAUCUAGUUUUACUUCAGAGUAAUUUUUGUCCUCUUAUAAAUUAGAGAAUGAAAACAGUGGUGAUUCUAGUUUUUCCUUUCCCAUUCCCACUGAAAUUUGUCUCCCCACGGAAAAGUUAUUUUCAAUUUAGAAACUUCUUUUUCCCUUAAGAUUCUAUUUUUAAAGAACAAUAUAGAAUCAGACUCUAAAGAGAUUAGAGAUCCUUUCUGUCUUCCUUAUCAUCAGAGUCUCUAUGUGUGACUAUAAAGUUCUUUGAGGGCUUUUAAUUAUAAAAGUGAAAAAAUUAUAAUUUUCAAUAUGCUAUUUUUACUAACUAGUGGAUUAAGGGAAGGUUCAAUUUAGAGCUGAUCUGCUUGAUUCAUUUUUCUAUGCAGAAUUAAUAUAUUAAAUUUGUAUACUAGUUUACUCUUCUAAUUUUCCAUUUUGAAGUAUAACAGUUUAAAUUAUAUCUUCUGUGUGGUUCAGAGAAAGGAAAUUUGGGGGGUUGAUUAUCAACAACAUCAGGAAACAGAAUUUUUUGAGAAUAAAGAAUCUCAGUCUAUAUAAAGCUAUAUUGUAAUGCUAACAAAGUGGGUACUGAUAGUAACAGAGAGCAUCCCAUGGGAGCUACUUCAGCACAAAGGGAUCAUUUUUAAGGAGAGUCAGAUACAACAUGAUUCAAAGCUCUGUUAUUUGGGAAAAAAAGUGUGUUUUUAUUUUUAAAGCAGCAGUCUUAUGUUAGAAAAUAAAAGUCGUAUUAGAAGAGAUAGAGACCAAAGUGGGGCUUGUUGUUAGAUGCUUUUGAGUCAAUUCCAACUCAAAGUAACCCGGUGUGACAGAGUAGAACUGGCCCAUAGGGUUUACUAGGCUGUAACCUUUAUGGAAGCCAGGUCUUUUCUCCCACAGAGCCUUUGGGUGGGUUCCAGCUAACAACCUUUCAGUUAGUGGCAAAGCCCUUAACUGUUGUGCCACCUGAAAGAAAAAAAGCUUGCUGUUCAGUGGAUUCCGACUCUAGCCACCCUAUAGGGCAGAGUAGAACUGCCCCAUAGCAUUUCCAAGCAGUGACUGCUGGAUUUGAACAGGCGACCUUUUGAUUAGCCACCAUAGGUCUUAACCACUUAGCCCCAAGGGCUCCCUCCAGGGCCCCUUAAAGUGAAGCUAGUGAAACUCAUUCUGUGAGGUGGUUAAUAGUCUAGAGGGGCUGUAGAUAUGGUUUAUCUUAGAUACACCUUUUUUGUCUACCUUAUAACAUUUAUAGGUUCCCAGUGCCUUUAUACUAUCUCUUUUCUCUCCUGUUGUUUUAGGGCUAGAUCUCUGUUGGGGUUUUUGGUGAUGGUGGUUCUAUUCUGUUGUUUACUUUUGUGUAACUAAAAAUGUCACCUCUGCUAAUGAUUUUGAAUUCUUAACUACAUAUUACAUUGUGGUAUAAAAGAACGGUCCUUUUUGAGAGAGUAGCAUCAAGGGAAGACUGGGAUUAUUUCUUGUGUAUGGAUUGCUUUCCCAGUUGCCCACUUGUAUUUAGUAAGACAGAUCUCUCCAAAGUCAAAAAACAAAUCACCCAUUUCUGACAUUCUCCUUUCUAAUUCUCUCGAUAUCACAUUCUAACCCACUGUAAAGAACCAUAGAAGCUGUUGGAAAAAGAGAUAAGGGAGAUGACUUGGCUAUUGGAAGAAGAAAACAGAGUGGAAAGAGAAACCAGUUCAGGGAAGAUUGUGAAUGGGUGGUUCUGUCCUAUUAACAUUUCUUACACUGAGCUUUUCUCUUAUCUUCGUUUUAGUCCAGUUCAUGGACUUGAAUACCGAAUGUAGUCUAAAGAUGAAUUAACACUGACAUAAGUAAUUAAUUUAGGAAGGUCAUUUGAGAUAAAUCUGAAAAAUGAGUUUGAGGAGGUUUUCAACUCCAAACUUUAUCUUAGUUACUGAGGAACCGUCAGAGGUUCUGGAGGAGUGUACUGUGCACCACAUUUCCUUUCUGUGUUUUAGGAAGAUUUGUCUGGGUAAAAAACAGGCACUGAGGAUUUGCAGUGGACCGGCACGUUUUUAUCCGUUUUACUGUAAUUACUUCCCAUCACAGUUUAUGUUUAUAAAUAAAUACUUGUGUAUUUUUUAAUGUCUUUAAUCAGUCAUGUGACUGUUACACUUUCAAACAUAAUAUGUUUUUCAGAAUCACACUCAGACUAAAAACAGUUGAAAAUUCUAGUAGGAAUAUUAACCUGAAGUGCAGUUAAUAGCUAGAGUGGAUUUAAUGUCUUAGUGCAUAUGAGAUAAAGGGAAGGGAAGGGAAAGGAAAGAGUACAGUUAAAGCAGUUAAAAAUAGUGCUUAUUCUGAAGAUUUCUAAGCUAGAACAGAUGUAUGUGUAUGUAUUUGCGUGCAUAUGUAUGUAUUUUUGAGCAUGCACGGCCAAGCAAAUACUGUCUUUAAGUCUGAAACACAAUUCAAAGCGUUGCUAAAAUACUAAUACUGAUAUUUGGGUGAGGAAGACUUAAUAAGUAUUUAAGAGAGUCUUUUUUUAAAGAAAAUUUUACUUUCACUUUCUAGAGAACACCUUGUUUAAGUAGUUAGAGAAGUGUUCGAAGGGGCCCUACAGCAUAGCCCUGCUUUGGUUGUGUUCACAUUACUGACUUUGUAUGGGAGGUUCACCAGCUGUUUGACUGGCAGGAGCAGACUGCUUUCACUUCAGUAGUUUAUAAUUCCUGGCUAUUCUAGGAUAGUUUGCACUUCACCAAGCCUCAGACAGGUCAGGACAUUUGGUAGGAGAAGGUUGAAAGACAAAAGCAGCAGGCCUUGGGUUCUCAGCCUUUUUUUUUUUUUUUUUAAUUUAAAAAAGAAAAACACAUUUUUAAAAUUUGGUGGUUAGAGAUUUUAGUAAUGUGCCUGUAUUACAUGUAGAGAGUA